UGCUUCCUUUCUUUCACUCGGUAAUUUUUUAUUCAACAAUGAAUUAAUAAAAUCACUGUUUUCAAUCAAAGACUCUUCCAAAUAACGUGGUUUUAUAUUAUGUUUUUCUUUAAUACAUCCUAAGUAAAGAAAUAAUUUGUAAAAUCUUGAAUUUGUAACUGAAUGUCGGAGAGGUUAGUUUUUGUUCGUUAGGAAAGAAACAGUUUUUUAUCACAGUUCCCUUUGUUUCUCGGCAACAAGGCAUGGAUUUCGUGAAAAGGGAAGACCAAGCAAUAAUCGACGAUGAACUGCAACAGCACUAUAAGCUUUACAUGGAGAAUGCUCAGAAAACCCACCACAUGGAGACGGGAGACUACCAACACGCUCUCUCAAUGGAACAGCUCCACCAAAUACAGACCUCCAUCAACACCACGAUAGCCCACAACUUCCAGCUCCCGCUGUCGCCUCGGCAGAUCUCCACGCUGAUGCUGAAGACCAACCAUUUUAACCAGAUACCAGCUCAUCUACCGAGGAACCUGGAGGUAGACCUAGUGCAGAACUUAAAUGAUCUAACUCAAAUGAGGAACGAAGAUAUCAUCAAUCAGAAUUUGAGGUUGAAUGAGCUCGAGCUGCAGGCGGCCCAGAAUCUUCAGCUCAACGAGCAGGAGCUGUCCAGGCUCAACCAGGAUCUGAGGUUGGAGUUACCUCAGAAUUUGGGACGUAUAGAGCUGGGGCAUGAUUUGAUGGCUCAUAUGGAUGAUAGGCAGAUGGAUGGGAUCAUGGAGACGAGGAUGGUGCUAGAAGAACCCAGGCAGGUAGACCACCAGCACCAGAUCCCGCUGCCGUUCCACAUCAAGUUGGAACAGGACGAGGAGUACUUCUACGAGAACGUCAACCCGGCCAGCCAAGCGAUCAAUGUCAACGGAAUGGUUUCAGGUCAUAUCCCGGUUCACACGGAGCAUCAACAAACCAUACAUCAAGACCAAAUGUACGUCUACAACAAUCAUGUGGGGGUCCCCGCUUUAAACUCCCUAGACCUCUACCCCAGACCCCAAAACUAUGUGCAAAGCUACGUUAACAAUGUCAGAGACAACCCUGAGAACCUAGUCGUCCAUAGACAAUUCGAGAACGCUAGUCCCUACGCAGAGGAAUUUAAAAAGUUAAGACAAGAACCGAAAGAAAAAAUCGAAGAGCCUAAAGAAAACCAGAAACCGGACACGAAUAAGAUUCUAUUUUCAAAUUAUCAGAACGAUUUUGUUGCCAAGAACGAAAACGACUCUAACGUUCAAAAUAAAAUAACUGAAGAAUUGUCUAUGAAUAUAAAAGGAGAGUAUUCCUGCUAUAAAUGUAACGAUGUUUUUUCAACUAAAAGAGGUUUGAAGCAACACGCCAAAACAUGUACAGAGGCGAAUGAUCCUAUGGAGAAACUUGGGAAAUUCGUCUGCUCCCAAUGCCCUUAUAGAUGUCAAUCGCCCGCCAUAUUGAAAAUCCACGAAAGAACUCAUACUGGAGAAAAGCCGUUUUCAUGUACAUUCUGUGAUUACAAGUCGGGACAAAAAAAUAACGUGGCUAAACAUAUUUUAGUUCAUAUGAAGGAAAAGCCGUUCCGGUGCCAGUAUUGUGAAUAUAGGUGCGCGCAGAAGAAUAACUUGGUCGUUCAUGAGAGAACGCACACAGGGUACAAGCCGUUCGCUUGCCCGUACUGUGACUACCGCACCGUUCAGAAACCUAACUUGGUGAAACAUAUGUAUCUGCACACGGAUCAGAAACCAUUCUCGUGCGACCAAUGCAGUUACCGUUGUGUGCAGAAAACCAAUUUGACUAAGCAUAAACAGAGGCAUUUGAACGAGAAAGGUGAGAAGGUGGAUUUGAAGAGUCAGACGAAGCCUUAUAGGCCGAGGCAGAAAUCUGUGAAGUGUCCGCAGUGUUCGUAUAAGUGUGUGCAAAAGUCUAGUUUGGAUAAACAUAUUGAGUUUAAGCAUGGUGCAGUGCAAAAUUUGAAUGUGGAAUCACAGGUUAGUGAGAGUGAGGAAAUACAGAAUUUAAGUGUGAAGAAAGAUUUUGAGUGCCAAGAGAAAAUGCAAGUGUCGUAGUGAUGUGUGUUUGCUAUAGGUUAGAACUUAGAGCUAAGUGGCGCUUAAUUUACAAAAAUGGGGUUGGGUGUAUUUUACAGAGGGCGCCAUCAUAGCUUGCCCAGACAAUCCCUAGUGCGACAUAGAACAAAAUGGAACAAAAAAUAUUCCAUAGUAAAUUGUUGCCAUGUUUAAGCAAUUUACGUCAAAAAUGUGACUGUUACGUAGGAAGUGGCGCCCUCAAUAAUUUACUACAAUUUCUUGUCGGAUUAUAAAAUUGUGUCGAAUUCUUGUUUUUUUUUUGGAAUUUUAUGGCCUGGAUGCCUGUUCUUUAAGCCAAAUCUCAUAAAACAAAACUAGAACAAUGGGUAAGCUAUAAUAGCGCCAUCUAUGCAAACCUUUGACAGUUGCAAUUUUUUUUCUAAACCAUGAUGUGUUACUAUUAAUUUUCUAUUUUUUACUCAACCGUACCAGACAGUAGGGAUAUGUUUAUGUGUAUGUAUGUUUGUUUCUCUGGCAGGCCCUACAGUUUAAUCUGAGUGACUAUAUGAUGAUAUAUAUGUGUGCAGUUGUUUAAAAUGCUACAUUAUGGCACUUGUCCCACCAAGAGCGAGUAAGCGAUUAACUAUCGGCGAUUUUCUCGCCCAAGAAACGAACAAAAGAUUAGGAUCCUGUAUUAGUAAAAGAGAUAAAUAUAUUAAUAGUUCAUGGCUGGCUGUUCACACUGCCGGCGAGAACACUCGCUCUACUAGUUUGUCGCCGCGAUAAGAUAAAACUAGUUCAGCGGUACUUGCUCGGCGAUGCUCGCUUUGUAGUUUGAACAAGUCUGCGUGUUCGGCUACGCUUCACCGCCCGAGCGAGUGACGCGAGUAAUAGCCCGCCGCACUCGAACACUCGCCUAUAGCCGAGCGACAAAACUAUUGGAGCUAACACUCGCUUCUCGCCGCUCGCCCACUCGUUUCUAGUUUAUCGUUCUACUCGCUUAUCGCUCAUCGUCGGCGGUGGGACAAGUGCCUAUUGUUAUUAAGAUCAAAGACAAACUGUGACUUUUUUUUUACAAUUAUUAUAUCAUUUGACUUAUAUUUUAUAAAUACAAGUUUUUAAAUCAGAUUUCUUUCGAGUGAAUUUAUUUAUAGGUCUCAACAAAAAACAUCAAGUAACAUACAGGGAAGUUGAGGUUUUUGAUAUUAUAAUAAAUUUAACAGCGCCACCUAGUUUUCGCAUUGUGAUUUACUAGACUAGACAUUAGUUUUAUAGUUUGCUAUGUUUAUAAUUUGUAAAUAUGUAAGUUUUUGAACGAAUUUUACAUUCCAGCUUUUAAAGACACCUUUUGAACAUAGGCGAAAAUAUGUCCAAUAAUAACUAACCAAAAUCAGGUACAUUCAGCAGCAGAAGUUGCUAAGCGAGCGGGUUGUUCAAAAUGAUCUAGACACGACUUUAUUAUUAAGAGAAUAAGAGUGUGUCAAGGUAAUUUUGAACACCUCGCCCGCUUAGCUACUUCUGCUGCUGACUGUAAUAUCUAAUAAUUAUUAUAACUUUUUUCAUUUUAACUGGAGUGUUUGAUUCUGUGAAUUAAAAGGGACUAGCUUUUGGAUAGGACCCUUUUGACUUAGUAUGACACAUUAGGAGUUAAGUUUGCAGUGCAAAUUAAGUUUUAAGUUGAACGCAGCCCUAAAAUACAGGACGCAAAGCACGAAGAAUUUCGUAGAUUGACCCACCCGUUUCUAUCUCUAUCGCACGCGCAUUAUAUUAUUGUUGUCUCGCCCAUGAUGCCGGCGGUCAAUGCCACUGUGCGAGCGUAACAGCAAUAUAAUUAUGUGCGUGUGAUAGAGAUGGGAAGUAACGAGUCAAUGUACGAAAUUAUUCGUGCUUUGCGUCCUUUAGUAAAUGCGUCACACGGACGCUUUUUUACAACGAUAUAAUAAAUAGUUUGAGUGUCGAUAGUUUUAAACAGUGAAGUUCGUUUAUUUGUAUGUAUGUAUCAUGUUAUAUCUAUUUAUGUAUAUGCAAAUUGCAAAACUAAAAAUGUCUAUUAUUAAAUAUAUAAUAUGCCAAUAUAACUAUAUGUAUAUACUGUAUUUAUGGAAAAAACGUGCAGAAAAGUUUGUUUAGUUACUAUACAAGGUUCCGUCAUUCAAAAAAUAAACAUUUGAAAGUAUUUUUUGUUUAAUGAAAUGAAAUUGAUCGAAAAUUUCUAUACAAUACUAUUUUUGUGAUAUAGCGUUAAUGAAUUAAGUAUUUUGAACCUUGAUUCAUCAUCAUCAUCAUCAUCUCAGCCAUAAGACUAAGUCCACUGCUGAACAUAGGCCUCCCCCUUGGACCUCCAUUCGUACCGGUUGGAAGCCACACGCAUCCAGCGUCUUCCGGCGGCUUUAACAAGGUCGUCCGUCCAUCUUGUGGCCCUUGUGUGUGUGAACCUUGAUUCGUUGUUCCUAAUAAUGUUGAUACGUGUAUGCGCUGUAAAGAUUCUGCAGAGUUAGCUUGGUCCGGCUCUGAGGGCCUACCGCCACAUGUUGCCUCUGUCGCACAUGUAAAUUUGUACGUAAGUAUGACAAGGAGGUACACGUCUUAAAAAAUAUUGGUAACCUGAUUCUCACAGAUCCUGAUCAUUUUGGGUUCUUUCAACUCAGAAUAACUGGCAUAUUAAAUCCUGAUGCAAAAAAAAUGUCCCAAUAAUUUGUAUGGAAAUUUUAGUUUCCACUGCUUCACGUAAAAAUCAUACUAAAACGUGACGUAACGGAACGGACAUUUUUUUUAAAUGCUGUCUAUUCUUCAUGAGUAGAAUGAGUUCAAGUCUCAAGAAAGUCCAGAUUUGUAAGAAUCUGGUUUAUAGUAAGAUUUUUUUAGGGUUCCGUACCCAAAGGGUAAAACGGGACCCUAUUACUAAGACUUCGCUGUCCGUCCGUCCGUCCGUCCGUCCGUCCGUCUGUCACCAGGCUGUAUCUCACGAACCGUGAUAGCUAGACAGUUGACAUUUUCACAGAUGAUGUAUUUCUGUUGCCGCUAUAACAACAAAUACUAAAAACAGAAUAAAAUAAGAUUUAAAUGGGGCUCCCAUACAACAAACGUGAUUUUUGACCAAAGUUAAGCAACGUCGGGAGUGGUCAGUAUUUGGAUGGGUGACCGUUUUUUUUUUUUUGCAUUAUGGUACGGAACCCUUCGUGCGCGAGUCCGACUCGCACUUGCCCGGUUUUUUUUAAAACGCCUUGUUGAUAUCACAACUCCACUUAUAAGGCUUAUAAGGUUCAAAUUAUCUUUGAGCUGGGCUGUGAUGUAUUUCUUAAUUGUUACCAAGAGAUUGUAAUGUAGCGUGUCAUCACAAUGUUCUUUUGAAUAAAAAUGGAAAAACAAAAAAGAGGGCGCUAGUGUUGUGAACAGACAGAAAUAAUUAAGUUUUUUUAGUGAUAUUUUUGUGUAAUCUUUUUAAGGUAUUUUUUUAACAUGCCGCUUACCAAAGUGA
Molecule: messenger RNA, 5511 nt
Organism: Cydia fagiglandana
Lineage: Eukaryota; Metazoa; Arthropoda; Insecta; Lepidoptera; Tortricidae
Product: zinc finger protein 615-like
Exons: 5
Coding region: 243-2072 (609 amino acids)
Biological process (GO): regulation of transcription by RNA polymerase II
Cellular component (GO): chromosome
Molecular function (GO): chromatin insulator sequence binding; RNA polymerase II cis-regulatory region sequence-specific DNA binding; DNA-binding transcription factor activity, RNA polymerase II-specific
Source: RefSeq, a predicted model, not a curated record